AUGUCCGGACCAGCCUCAUCCGUCAUGAGGCAGGCCUCACGAACCUGCGCUCGUCGCCUGUCCUCCGCCACCAAUACCAUGCUAUCAGCAUCACAUUCACGACCUACAUCCAUCGCCACCUCACGUUUCAUCAACCAUCGCAACUAUGUCUCGGAAUCGAAGCCUUCCUCAGCGCAAGUCACCGAUGUCCAGUCUGCCAUCAAGGCCGACCAGAAGAAGUUCAUGGAAGAGAGUGGCAAUCUCCCAUCGCAGGUGAAGAUGCCCGGUGCACAAAUGACUGCCGAUGCAAUGAUGAGUCCUCAGGCCGGUAUCCUCAAACAGGCCACUGUCAUGGAUCAGGGUAGCCGCCCGAUCUACCUCGACGCACAGGCAACUACCCCUGUGGAUCCCCGAGUGCUCGACGCAAUGCUUCCAUUCUUGACUGGCUUAUACGGCAAUCCUCAUUCGCGGACGCAUGCAUACGGCUGGGAAAGUGAGAAGGCCGUUGAAGAAGCCAGAGAACAUAUUGCAAAAUUAAUUGGAGCCGAUCCGAAGGAGAUCAUCUUCACGUCUGGUGCGACUGAGAGUAACAACAUGAGUAUCAAAGGUGUGGCCCGGUUCUUUGGUAGAUCGGGCAAAAAGAGACAUAUCAUCACGAGUCAGACCGAGCACAAAUGUGUUCUGGACAGUUGCCGACAUCUCCAAGACGAAGGCUUUGACGUGACUUACCUGCCAGUCCAAUCUAACGGCCUCAUUGACCUCAAACAGCUCGAGGCGGCUAUCAGGCCCGAUACUGCUCUGGUCAGUAUCAUGACCGUCAACAACGAGAUAGGAGUCAUCCAGCCCGUCAAGGAGAUCGGACAGAUGUGCCGGUCCAAGAAAAUCUACUUCCACACCGACGCGGCACAAGCAGUUGGCAAGAUUCCGAUCGAUGUGAACGAGUGGAAUGUGGAUUUGAUGUCAAUCUCCAGUCAUAAGAUCUACGGUCCAAAGGGUAUCGGUGCCUGCUAUGUCAGAAGACGACCUCGUGUCAGGCUCGACCCUAUCAUCAGUGGGGGUGGGCAAGAAAGGGGCCUUCGAAGUGGUACUCUCGCACCUUUCCUUGUCGUUGGCUUUGGCGAGGCUUGUCGUAUUGCGAAAGAAGAGAUGGAGUAUGAUUCCAAGCGGAUUCACGCCCUCUCCAAACGCCUGCUCGACGGCUUACUGGCCAUGGAGCAUACGUCUCAGAACGGCGAUCCAGAACGACACUAUCCUGGGUGCGUCAAUGUUUCGUUUGCCUAUGUUGAGGGAGAAUCUCUCUUGAUGGCUCUGAAGGAUAUUGCUCUGUCGUCGGGUAGUGCUUGCACUUCUGCAUCCCUGGAGCCAAGUUAUGUUCUACGAGCACUUGGCAACAGCGACGAGAGCGCGCAUAGUAGCAUCCGGUUCGGCAUUGGACGAUUCACCACCACCAGUGAAAUCGACUAUGUCUUGAACGCUGUGCGCGAGCGCGUAACUUUCUUGCGAGAGUUGAGCCCUCUUUGGGAACUGGUUCAGGAGGGCGUCGACUUGAACACGAUCGAAUGGAGCCAACACUAG
Messenger RNA from Capronia coronata CBS 617.96, 1554 nucleotides. RefSeq names its product cysteine desulfurase. Bases 1 to 1554 code for a protein of 517 amino acids. Gene Ontology annotation, biological process: [2Fe-2S] cluster assembly. The record is from RefSeq and is a predicted model, not a curated record. The transcript is spliced from 2 exons. Gene Ontology annotation, cellular component: cytosol; nucleus; mitochondrion. Gene Ontology annotation, molecular function: pyridoxal phosphate binding; cysteine desulfurase activity. Lineage: Eukaryota; Fungi; Ascomycota; Eurotiomycetes; Chaetothyriales; Herpotrichiellaceae.